CCAUUUGCAGGGUUCAGGUUCACACUUGAACACAUUUUUUUAUGAACUACAACUUUAAAGAGACUAGACAGGGGGUGUGUCACACACUUGUAUCCUAUUCACUCCCUCAGUUUGGAUAAAUGCCUGGUGAGGGUCCCGGCUCUCCGGACCCUAUCCCGAAGGGGGGUCUGGAGGGAUACCAGUCCAUCACAAAGUAGCAACACACACAGUCACACACAAUGGGCAAGUUAGCGUGACAAAUUCACUGGAACUGCGUGUUUUUGUGCUGUGGGAGGAAACCGGAGCACCCAGAGCGGAGAACAUGCCAACUCCACAGACUGAGUCGGAUUCGAACCUACGUCCGAAGGCCGGGUGCAGUGAGGCUCUAGCUGUUGUGUAAAGAAUAUAGGAAAUGAAGGGAGUGAAAUUGUCUCCGUUUUCAUCCCACACUGCGGGGUCCCUCCUUCGUCCCUGAGCGACGCCAUGCGCCGUUUCACCCGCUUUUACCUGGUCAGGGAGGUGCCUGUGUUUGAGUUGCUGGGGGAGGAGUGUCUGGAGAAGACUGUGAGGACAGGUAGAUUCUAUGCCCUGUCCUACAAGACGAGAAUCGACCAAGACGACGUCGUCGCCCUUCUUCCCACUGGUCAGUUGAUACUGUCUGUGGUUAAGGACACGUACGAGCAGCUGGGUCUGGAGGGCAGGCCGUCGCAGUACGCCCAUAAACGGCCCAUGAGAUACGUGGUGGUCAUAGACCUCACAGACAAGUCCAUGGCCCCGGGUUCGAAACGCUACGACCGGGUGUUGUGGGCCCUCAGAGAAAAAGUGCCGCUCAAGACGGACUUCCUAAUGGCCUGUCACAGCGUUGUGGGCACCGAGGCCUGGUCUCUGCCACCCUGCCUCUCCCGGUACCCCUGGAAGGAGCUCCAGGCAUCUGUGGACACCCAGACCUUGCGAGACCUGCCCUGCCCUGUCCUUCAUGGCGACGACCUGCGCGGAGAGACCGCCUGCGAACCUCACGCCUUCCUGGAGUGGCUGGGAGCUGUCGGCUUGGGCAUCGGCUGUGAGAACGAGGCCACGAGUUUCCUAUCCACGUAUGAAUGUCCAGAGCCGCGGACGCUUGUGGACCAGGCUGUGCUCUGCACGGUCACUGGGCUGCUGCUUCCUGAGGAUAUCCACUCGCUGCUGGAGGAGCUGCGGCGCUAUUUUGACCAGCCCAAGUCGUCAUCCUGGCUCUCACUGGUGGUCCACGGCUUUGCGGACAGUCCCAUCUCCUGGGGGAUGGCAGAGCACGGCUUCCACAAGGGCGGGGAGAACUUCUACAGCUUCGUGCUCUUUAAGAACCAGGACUAUUGGCUGCACAUGGGCACUGGGGCAAAUGAUGGCUGCCCUCCCUAACCACUUUAGUACACGUACGUGUCAUAACUUCACGUGAAGUGUCACAUGAACAGGAGCUAAGAGAGACCUGUGGGGCAGCGCACAUCUGGAGGUCUUCAGAUCUGCUCCAUAACUGACUUCAAUUCUAUGCUGUAGUCACUAACCAAUGGUGUGAAGACCUGUGAAUCAAUAAAACAAUGAAGUACUUUCCUUUUUGUAUGCCUGAGUGAAAAAUACAAUUGGUCUGCAGGGCACGGAUG
Molecule: messenger RNA, 1613 nt
Organism: Scleropages formosus (Asian bonytongue)
Lineage: Eukaryota; Metazoa; Chordata; Actinopteri; Osteoglossiformes; Osteoglossidae
Gene: rpp40
Product: ribonuclease P/MRP 40 subunit
Exons: 8
Coding region: 463-1374 (303 amino acids)
Biological process (GO): tRNA 5'-leader removal; endonucleolytic cleavage in ITS1 to separate SSU-rRNA from 5.8S rRNA and LSU-rRNA from tricistronic rRNA transcript (SSU-rRNA, 5.8S rRNA, LSU-rRNA)
Cellular component (GO): multimeric ribonuclease P complex; ribonuclease MRP complex
Molecular function (GO): ribonuclease MRP activity; ribonuclease P activity
Source: RefSeq, a predicted model, not a curated record